CAACAAUGACAAAUGGCGGGCGAUUCGUCUGUCGGUUUUGAAAGGAAAGACGAGUUCAUGUAAGAGCAGUGUCUUUGAGGUUGACUGUAAACUGACAGAAAACAUGGACAAAUGCUCAGCUUUUGGAAAAGAAAUAUGCCAUAAGGGACAGCAUAUUCCUCUGGAUCCACCCAUAGUACACAUGUCUGUGUAUACCAAAGGGGGCCUCCAAAGACUGUUUCGGCAGAUAGCUCACCCAGAAAAAGUGAGCUUUCCUAUGUAUGAAUAUGGUCAAUUCACAGACGAGUCUGGCCACUUUUGCCCUGUACUGGGUGUGGUAAUGGCCUCGCGAUACAGAGUGAGACAAGUGAUCAGUCGACAGGGUCAGUCAGCCAUCCUACUGCUAGCUGAGGAUUUGUUCUGCCAUAAGAAACAUGUGGUGAUCAAGGUUCUGCAUGCCAGUCGUUAUCAAUUAGGUGCCCAGGAGACCCAAUGUUUGUGGAGGCUCGCCCUAGCUGAUCCCACGGGAAACUCCAAUACAGUUCACUACUUGGUGAUUCACAGUAUUAGGAAAAUAGCUGUCCGACUAUUAUCAACCUUGGGAUUUCUUCGGCAACAGAAUGUAAUUCAUGCAGACCUUAAGCCAGAAAACAUUUUGCUUCAUGACAGGAAUGACCUCAGCUCUGUGACCGUCAUUGACUUUGGAAAUGCUAUCCAACAUGUCCACAAAGAGAUUGCCCUGUAUUAUGAUGACUUUGAGCUCCAGACCCCCCUUUACAGAGCCCCAGAGGUUAUGUUUGGGAUGCCAUUCGGUAAGGAGAUAGACAUGUGGUCGUUAGGAUGUAUCCUGGCUGAGCUUUACCUGUCCAAACCCCUUUUCAUGGGUAACUCCAAGAGAGACAUCAUGCAACAGAUAACCUCAUUACUAGGACCAUUCCCCGGAAGGACGUUCCAAAGGGGGAAGUUCUACAGCAGCUAUCGACGCUUUACUGACACGGUGGAGCAACCAGAUGCUACAGAACUCCUCCUUCGUCACCUUGGCUGUAGGGACUAUCUGCUUGCAGACUUCUUAGCUGGACUUCUACGGUACAACCCAGAUGAACGGAUGACUCCAUUUGAAGCAGCCAAGCAUUCCUUCCUGGCUCCUGAGUUCCCCUUUGGGUACCUUCUACCCCCUUCCUCAGGAGAUGGCGACGCCUCCUACUGUGCAGUUUACCUCACUGAUGCCAAGUACAAACAUCGCCCUGUAGUCGCUCCAGACAUUCGAAGGAGUCAGCCCAGUACUUAUGACAUACUGAGUCUGGGAACUACACUGAAAGAGGAGGAGGAUGACGAGUCACCUACACAGGCUGGGGACACUCCUAACAAACAUGGCAGAGUGGCCAAGGUCGUCCCAGUACAGAGGGAACCGUCACUUGAUACAGUACAAAGAUGUGCAGGGGAAGUAACUCGACAACAAAAUAGUGCAAGGAAUCGAAGUUCAAUAGAUGCUAUCCAAAGAGGAUUCACACAUAUUCAGAGAGAUCAGAAAAAGAAUGUGCAGCAAAAUGUGUCCCCCAUCCUCACUGAGGAGUCAACAAUAAGGGACAAAACAACAGUACAAAGGGAUCAAAAGGAACAAAAAUAUCAAGGGGAGAUCACACAGCCAUCAGAAAGACAAAGACAGAGGGAAGGAUAUCAAAAGCAUUCUUCUGUCAUAAACAGAAGGGGGAUAACUAAGAAAGAAUCAUCUGCUGUUCAUAGGUCAAGGGAUGCCAAUGAUCACCAUGAGUCAGCUAGACUGAUAGGAAAUUCCCCUAACGAUAGGUGUAAUCAAGUCCUGCGUGAAAAGGUAGGGACAAAGCCAGGGAGGGUAGAAACAAUCCCUGGCUCACCCAGUCUUCUCAGGGUCAGGAAGGAUGGAGAGGUUACUAUUAGAAUGAGGAGAGACAAAAGUGUAAGUUGCCAUUCUGCUGGUGAGAGGAAACAAGGGGAGAGAAGUCCACUGCAUACGUCAUCUGUAAAGGAAGAACAGUGGUCACUGACAGAAGGCAAUAAACUUCGGUUCAUAAAAGAUAAAAAUAGACCGGUAGGAGAGGAAACUCACCAGGAAUCUGAUAAUCAGUCUGAAAUAUCAGAUGGUGAAAGUGAUCAAUUCCAGUUAACAAUGGAGGAUGACACUCUAACAAGGGAGGAUGAACUUCCACCUUUGAAGAGAUAUCACAGAGGAAGGGAAGUAACUCCAAAUGGUCAUAUUGUUCAAGCUACUUCAAGGAAUGCUGACAGUGACAGAAAGUGCAAUCAUCCAAAUAUCCACAAAAACAGAAGGCUUUCUAGGCCUGGUUCUGUGUCCACAGAUAUGAACGAAACCUUUGUAAUAGAGUCUGAUAGCUCAUCUUCUGGAAGAUCACAUCUUCAGAACAAAACACAAAGGCAACAUUUAAAUCAUCAGAAGUAUGAAAUAAUCAGACCUCGUCCAGGAUGGUUUCCAAGGAAAGGAGACAGUGAUACAUAUCCUGACAGUAAGUCAGAAGAACACUUCUCCGUCAGAUGCAAUAUGUACCAGAAACCUACUGCAGUAUCAGUAUUAAAUGAAACACAAGACUUUCUGAACCGGGAUGCGGAGCAUGUCAUUGGUAAAAGUGACAAGUCACUUUUAAACAAAUAUGUGGAUUGUCUCCCAGAGUUAAAUACAGACUCGCAGGAUUGGAGACGUGAUCACAUGAAGCAAUCAAAACGACAAGAUAUUCAUGGAAACAUAAAGCGGAAAGGUACUUUUUGUGAAAUGUCUCCAGGAUAUAUUAAAAAGAAAUCAUUACAUAUACCACAAUCACCUAGCUCAUUAUCCCAGGAAACUGAAUCGGACAUACCCAGUUCAUAUAAACAGUGUCAUCAGAGGAGCCCCAGACAUCCAGCACAGAAUCCCAGACAACUUGCCUCUCUAAUGAAUGCUAUAAGGGAGGAGCAGGAUCGAGCAGAACAUGACUUGUCUGAAAAAGAAUCGGACAGACAAUUCAAGUUUGAAGUUGACAAAAGAACCCCUAGAGAUGAAAAAAAGAGUAGCAGCAUAGAAAUGAGAUUUUCAGAAAACUGUUUGUCUACAUCCAAGAUGUAUGAAUCUGUUUCUGAGGAUGACUUCCACUCAUUUGAUGAGGAGAAGCGUGAUGCUAUUAGAACUGAAACAGACCAGAAUUCAGGAUAUGCUUCUUCUGAUUCUGCUUCUGAAGCUUGUGUGAGGCCGUUGAAGGGAUUUCCAACCUAUAACAACUCUGAAAAGAGACAAGAUUACUAUGAACAUAACACUAACAGGAAUCCAAAAUUUCCAUCACAUUUAUCUUCUAACGCAAAUGGAAAAGAAGAAAAAUCUUUCAAAACUGAAGGAUUUUCAGGAUGCAGAGUAGAACAUUGGGAAAAGACGCAUUUGUACGAGUCUUCACCUGCUCGAGUUUCUGCCUCAAGACAAAAUUCUGCAUUUGAAGAGGACAAUACUGAUGUUAUCUACAGACCAAUCAUCCAGAAGUCGGCAAAUGCACAAAACUUUUCUUCAGAAUUACCAGCUGUGUCUGCCGAGGAAAUCAAACAUUCGAAAACCCAAGUGACGUGUGAAUCUAGUAGCAGACGAAGAGGUGGGACACAUACUGAUGAUAUGUAUGACUGCCAGCAUAACAGAGCAAGUCACAGAGCAUGUAACAACGUCUUAGAGAAAAAGGAGCGCAAAGAAAUGAUCAAGUAUGGAAAAAGAGACCAGAAUCUAAGUAAAAUGGAUGGAGAAACACCAGGCAGUAAGAAACAAUACAGAAAGACAUUUAACCUUCGUUAUAAAGGUACUCCUGAUAAACUUUCAGAUGGUGACAUUUUGAGAAAUGAAUGCAGGAUUACAGCAUCACAAAAUGAUAUAUCAAAUAAUGGCGUUGAGACAGACUCAGAAACUAGAUACUCUAUGAGUGCAUCCACAGAAUCUGCUAUAGUAACAAGGGCUAACAACAAGGCAGAGGUGGCCAUACCAGCAACAGAUAGCACUGCAACACACUCACAUACCUCAUCAAGAACACAAGAAUCUGAGUUGCUAGAACCUGAUUCCUGCAAGCAAGUACUGCAUUCAAAAGUAACCGUGAAAAAAGUUGCAAAGAAAAAGCUUAAUUUCACACAGGCAUUGAAGCCUCGAAAAACCAACAAAUCCAAAAUCAAAGUGCUUUCGAAAUCAAGACUGACCCCAGUUACAACUCAACAUAGUAACGAACAAGUCAAAAAAUUGAGAACUAAUGGGAAAGGAGAAGAUCCAUAUGUUUUCUUAAUCACUCCAGAAAAAAAUAUCUCGAAUCAGCCUGAAGGAAAUACCAUAGAAGUAUCCUCUGGAGGGAAGAAGUUAAAACAAAAGUUUUCAAAAUUAGUCUCCGACACCAGAAGGAAAGGAAGAAAUAAGUGUUCGCAAAUGGACACGGAAGACAACUCUUCCCAAGAUCUGGAUAAGAAACCAAACAUACAUAGAAAAAAGGGUAGCUUGGAUAAGAAGGAACCAAGAAAAUAUAGGACGAAGGGUAGCUUGGUUGAGAAGGAACCAUGCCAGUCAAAGCGGGAACAAACACAGGGUAUAAAAACAACCAGAUCGAAGGAGAAACAGAAAGAGGAAAUCAGUGAGGAGAAAUUAUUACAACUGUCUGUAAACAAGUCUUGUACGGAAUCAAAAAAUGCUAUUUUUUUCAAUUCCAACUGCCAGGCUACAGAGAUGAGUAUAAUGAAUGGAGAAAUGCAACAACCUGUCAAUGGGGAAGAAAAGAAAGGACAAAAACAGAAACGAAAAGCUGCUAGUCUUCUUAGGACUGACAUGAAACGCCAAAAGCAGUCUGAUAACUUGGAUCCUGACUGUAUCAGUUCCGUAGAUUUAGGUAGGUCACUCAACAGAAAUGACAUAGGAAUGCAGAACUCUUCAAAUAGAUAUACUGUUAGGGGAAGGAACGACACAGACGGAGAAUUUGGUGAAAGUGAUGGUGAUUGUGAAGGAACAGGAAGGUCGGGUUAUGGAGCUGUUGAGCAUUAUAUACACAAUGAGAUCACACAGUCUGAAAAUUAUAGAACUGGAAGAACAAAGACGGGGGACUAUAAUUCACAAAGUAAGGACAGUGAGGAAAGUGAGGAAACAGAGAGUUCGCAGUCUAGUGUUUCUCAAUCUCGUGUAUAUCAAUCAGGACAGUCAGAGUCUCAGAAUGUGGCCAAGUCUAGCAAUCAUCUAUAUCAACCAGGACAGUCUGAGUCACAGAAUGUGGCCAAGUCUAGCAAUCAUCUAUAUCAACCAGGACAGUCUGAGUCACAGAAUGUGGCCAAGUCUAGCAAUCAUCUAUAUCUAUCAGGACAGUCUGAGUCACAGAAUGUGGCCAAGUCUAGCAUUCAUCGUCAUAAGUCACCAAGGAAAUGCCACCCAGCUGGUCACCAGCACACUACCAGUGUAGGAGUAAACGAUGGGGGAAAACAUUUAACCAAAACUACUAAUCUGGUGGCUAUAGGGAAAUCCAGAAGAACGACCCACACACAAGACCGUACAUUGGUGAAUAAAGGAGCACACAAUAAAAAUUAUUCACCACACAAAUUCAAAAGUGCCAACUAUUCUAAAGAAGAUACAAUUCAAUUGCAUCAUCUUGGACAGUUAGAUGAAGUCUACAGACAGGCUGCUGAAACAGGGACAGUGUUCCAGAGGGGAGACAUACACCAGCUAAAUGAAAUGAGUAGCGAUUGUUCACUGGAGGAAGGAGCUUGUGAAGAAGGAGCCGAGUUUGAUUCCUCAGAUUCUGAAGAGGUCAUGCUUGUAUAGUGUUUCGGAAUAACAGUAUUGUUAUCAGUAUCAAAAUACACAAAGUUUAUUUUAAAUGACACACUUUGUCCUUAGCAGUUCAGGUUGUUAAAGGGAAAUUUGAUCAUUUAAUUAAAGUAAGUCUGAUCUUGUGAUGAUUUCAGUGUGUAGAAUGAGGAUCAUAUUAUCCUGUUUCUUGACACUUAAAACUUAUAAAAACAAUCCUGAAAAAAUAAGUCUUUUCAAACACUAUUUAUUGGGUAUAUCAUGUCUGGUAUUUUUGUUUAAUUUAUUUGUAUAAAGACUUGAAGCAUAUUGGUAUCUCUAGUCAAUUGAACUUCUGUUUCAUUUUUAGCUCACCUGGUCCGAAGGACCAAGGUGAGCUUAUGCCAUACCGUUGCGUCCGUC
This is a messenger RNA of Mizuhopecten yessoensis (Yesso scallop), 6151 nucleotides long. RefSeq lists its product as uncharacterized. The record is from RefSeq and is a predicted model, not a curated record. Gene Ontology annotation, molecular function: ATP binding; protein serine/threonine kinase activity. Gene Ontology annotation, biological process: peptidyl-serine phosphorylation; peptidyl-threonine phosphorylation. The transcript is spliced from 11 exons. Lineage: Eukaryota; Metazoa; Mollusca; Bivalvia; Pectinida; Pectinidae. Bases 104 to 5764 code for a protein of 1886 amino acids.